Molecule: messenger RNA, 4325 nt
Organism: Pleuronectes platessa (European plaice)
Lineage: Eukaryota; Metazoa; Chordata; Actinopteri; Pleuronectiformes; Pleuronectidae
Gene: cmip
Product: c-Maf inducing protein
Exons: 21
Coding region: 290-2752 (820 amino acids)
Cellular component (GO): nucleoplasm; cytosol
Source: RefSeq, a predicted model, not a curated record
CGAGGCGCCGUGGAGACGCUUCAUGGCUCAUUGUGCGGGCUGGAAAAUGGUGGAUUCCAGCGAGAAGCGCUUCCCCCGGCUGGACCUGCUGUCAUAGCCCGGAGCUCGGUGGCGUUUCCCCGCGGAGGUCGUGUGUUUUUUUUAGAUAGCCCCCCCCCCCCCCUCCACAGUUUCGAGCCUUUCUCCUGUUUUAGAUUCAUGUCGGAUUGUGGACGCGGCGCGACGCCUCGGCCCUGCGCUCCGUGACGCGAACAUUUGGAGACAAUAAACUGUCGGAUUUAACCGAACCAUGGAUUUCAACAGCGGCAGCGGAGGAGGAGGAGGAGGUGGUGUUGGAGGAGGUGGAGGUGGAGGAGGAGGAAACGAGCUGCACAACAACCAGUUCUAUCAGUGCGAGGAGAACAAGCCGCUGCUGGGGGAGAUGUCGGAGGGCAACAACAACACCAAGCCGGGCGCGGGGCCGGGCAAGAGGAGCCUGCUCCACUGCAGCAGCAGCGGGAUGCGAUACAAGCUGCUGCACGAGGGCGACAUCCAGGUGUGCGUGGUCAAGCACCCGCGCACCUUCCUCAGCAAGAUCCUCACCUCCAAGUUCCUGCGGAGGUGGGAGCCGCAUCACCUCACGCUCACAGACAGCGGCCUGACCUCGGCCACGCCCACCGGUUACAUGGAGACGUCCCUGUCCUACAGCUCCAUCGAGGACCUGCAGCUGCUCUCGUGGGACAACGCUCCAAAGUACUGUGUCCAGCUCAGCUUCCCCGGAGGCACCGUCCUGCUGCAGGCUGCAAACAGCUACUUAAGAGACCAGUGGUUUCACUCCCUGCAGUGGAAGAAAAAGAUCUACAAGUACCGGAAGGUCCUGAACAACCCGAGCCGCUGGGACGUGGUGCUGAAGGAGAUCCGGGCGCUGGUGGACAUGGCUCUGACCUCACCGCUGCAGGACGAGUCCAUCCACCAGGCUCCGCUGCACAUCAUCUCCACACUGCUGGCUGAGAACUCUAACCUCAGCCCUCAGGAUCACGAGAACAUCAUCGUGGCCAUCGCUCCUCUUCUGGAAAACAACCAUCCACCUCCUGACCUGUGCGAGUUCUUCUGUAAGCACUGUCGGGAGCGGCCGCGCUCCAUGGUGGUGAUCGAGGUGUUCACCCCGGUGGUCCAGAGGAUCCUCAAACACAACAUGGACUUUGGGAAGUGCCCUCGCCUGCGUCUCUUCACUCAGGAGUACAUCCUGGCUCUCAACGAGCUGAACGCUGGGAUGGAGGUCGUCAAGAAGUUCGUCCACAGCAUGCACGGGCCAACGGGGCAGUGCCCUCACCCACGUGUUCUGCCAAACCUGGUGGCUGUGUGCCUCGCCGCCAUCUAUUCCUGUUAUGAGGAGUUCAUCAACAGUCGGGACAACUCCCCCAGCCUGAAGGAGAUCAGGAACGGCUGCCAGCAGCAGAACGACCGAAAGCCUCCGAUGCCGCUUCGCCUGCUGCGCCCCGAGCCCGCCAUACCGCCUCCCGCCACCAUCCUCCCCCUCUCCGCCAACCCCAGUCCUCCUCAGCCGCCUCCCCCCACCCCCUCCAUCACCUCCCCGACACCCACCCUGCCCCUCUCCCCUCCCCCCUCCGUCGUCAACUCCAGCGAGAUCCUGGUGGAGCUGGAGCGGAACAACAACUCGACCAAUGCCAGGCGGAAGGGGGGGCCACCGGGGGGCGACAGCGAGCCCAACCUCAUCGACUGCCUGCUGGUCAGCCCGGCCGUCAACACUCUGUCCAUCCAGCUGCCGGCGCAGGCCGACCGGGUGCUGGGCUGCUUCGCCCUCAUCCUCAAGAUGCUGUCAGACUACGACGACUGGAGACCGGCUCUCGCCAGUCUGCUGCAGCCCAUCCCCUUCCCUAAAGAGGCCCUCGCUCACGCCAAAUUCACAAAGGAACUGAAAUACGUCAUUCAGAGGUUUGCAGAGGACCCGAGGCAGGAGGUUCACUCCUGUCUGCUGAGUGUGCGCUCGGGGAAAGACGGCUGGUUCCAGCUCUACAGUCCAGGAGGCGUGGCCUGCGAUGACGAUGGGGAGCUGUUUGCCAGUAUGGUUCAUAUCUUGAUGGGCUCCUGCUACAAGACCAAGAAGUUCCUCUUGUCUCUGGCUGAGAACAAGCUGGGCCCCUGCAUGCUGCUGGCCCUGAGGGGAAACCAGACCAUGGUGGAGAUCCUGUGUCUGAUGCUGGAGUACAACAUCAUCGACAACAAAGACACACAGCUGCAGAUCAUCUCCACCCUGGAGAGCACGCAGGUCGGCCUCCGCAUGUACGAGCAGCUCUGUGACCGCCAGAGAGAGCUGAAGGAGCUGCAAAGGAAAGGAGGCCCCACCCGCCUGACGCUGCCGUCCAAGUCCACGGACGCCGACCUGGCUCGUCUGUUGAGUUCAGGUUCCUUCGGGAAUUUGGAGAACCUGAGUUUGGCCUUCACCAACGUCACCAGUGCCUGUGCCGAGCAGCUCAUCAAGCUGCCUUCACUCAAACAGCUCAACCUCUGGUCCACACAGUUCGGGGACGCGGGGUUGAGGUUGUUGUCCGAGCAUCUGGCCUGCCUCCAGGUGCUGAACCUGUGUGAGACUCCGGUCACUGAUGCUGGUCUGCUGGCUCUCAGCUCCAUGAAGAGUCUGUGCAGCCUGAACAUGAACAGCACCAAACUCACAGCCGACACAUACGAGGACCUCAAGGCCAAACUGCCCAACUUGAAAGACGUUGAUGUUCGGUACACUGAGGCCUGGUGAUCAGCCACGCUCACACACACACACACACACACACACAUGAACACACACACACACACACACAAACACACACACACACACACACACACACACACACACAGGCUCAGAAACAUAACAUGACACUUUGUGCGACGACAUCAUCGCCAUCCAUCACCGCAGCGUGAGGAUCAUGUGAUGUGAGCAGAAACGCCUCUGACCACCAGGAGGAGGAGUCUUCGUCGGCUUGGGACGCCACCCCCCCCCCCCCCUGUAGCGACGCCAUCACUGGGAAGGAACUGCCUUGCUUUUUGUUUUCUGAGUGAAAAGUCCUUCUGGACCUCAUCGUCUGUCCCCAGCGUCCUGAGGACCUCGUUGUAAGUGAUCAGAGGACGAGCCAGCACCCGGUGUCCUGAGACCCUCCUCUCUCUCUCUCUCUCUCUCUCUCUCUCUCUCUCUCUCUCUCUCUCUCUCUCUCUCUCUCUGCCUUUACCCAGACCCCUCAAUCCACCCCGCCGCCAUCAGCCUCCCACUCUCUCUCCUGCCCCCAUGUGGUGAAGGCUGGAUCCAGCAGGACGCAUUCCAGUUGGUCUCCCAUCCCAUCCCCGGCGUGCUGUAGCCCCCCCGAGCAGACGCAGCGGCGUUGAACCGUCACCUCAGUCCCUCGCUCUUCUGCUCGUCGGCCUCAGCUCUUCAAAUCCGAUUCCAGCUUCUUCAAGUCGCUCAUUGGGAAAACAAGGUGCUACCUCCCAGAAAAGACGAGUUGCCUAUUCCUCGAACACAUUCACACACGAUAAGGAAAAAAAAAACAGAAAAAAAAGUUUUUAUCAACUUGAAUGAACAUAUUUUUCCAGACAUCUGUGCUUUCAUAUAUUGUGUGUUUCUAUAUAAACAUGAAGACAAACCCCAGCGCUGACAUUUCAGACACGUCUCUGGAGGAAAGUGAACCAGAGAAGUUUCCUCUCCCGUUUGUUUCCAGUGUAAAUACUGACGAUCUCCCAUCGCUAUUUAAUAGGACCGUUGUUGUAGCAGUAGCUGGGCGGUCUGGGACUGCCUGAUGAGUUGUGUCUUUCAAACCUCCUUGAUUCUGUCUCUCCUGGUUCGUCCUGACGCCUCAGAGCAUCAUGUGACACGAGGAGCGAGGUCGGGCGCUCGUACGCGGAUCUCUCUGCUCGUCGGUGGUACCGCGUCGGACUCGAACACGGGCCCAUCACCAGCUGAGAGUUGUAUAUUUUCAUAUCCUCUGCUUUUCUUUCUCUUUUGUACAGACGGUUUUUUGAAAAGAAGAAUGGACACUUGCCAAACGUCUUCAUCUGGUUUAGAUUUGUGUUUUGUGCACUUGCUUCAUCCGGCCAGCGUGAGCGCUGUUUCAGUUCUGACCGAUCUGAGGGAACCUGUCGUGGAGAGACCGUAGACUGUGAACAAAGAUGGACGACGCGUCUCCGCUUCCUCCCUCCAUCCAGAAACGAAGCCAAAAUACCAACGCUGCCAUCGUCGAGGUCCCGCCCACUAAUCAGGAGUCUCAGCUGUCACAUGACAUCUCAGCGCAUUUUUUUUAUAUUCAAAUAACUAAUUAAAUCCAAACGUAUCAGAAACUUCA